GACGACUGUUGUACAGCGUACCAGUCAGCGCCAUGUAUUUUCUUUCCUGUCCUAAGCCUAUACAAAUUCAGCUGUCAGCAGACUUUGGUGAAAAUAGUCUGAUUGUUUCCCCUGCCUAAGGUAUGAGACAUGGCCGCAGUCGAGCAGCUGUCGGACGCCCAGCAAUCGUUCCUUCGGUUCUGUAGCGUAUUGCAGGAGCUCAUCCUCAACCAUCAAGUCGCGCACUCGGUGGUCCAGGAGUUGCACGCUGACCUUCCAACCUUGCAACCACAGGGCGGGUCCAUGGCAAGCGCCAUCACAGGACCCAGCAGCAACCGCAGCGGCGGCACGGGCCGAGGCAGCGGUCUCCAAGCGACAUGCGAUGCCCUUCAUAACCUGGCGCCACGCCUAACCCCAACACCAGCAGCAGCAUCAACCAACGCACGCACUGCCAGCGCUGUCAACUACAAUAACAGCAGUAGCAGCUACAGCGCUGGAGGGGCCUUGAGCAGCAGCAGCCUCACCGCUCCCUCUCGUCUGGUAGCAUGCGAGACGCAGGAUAACUACAUCGUCCUCCAAAACGCGGCUCGCAAGUCCCAACAGCUGCUGCAACGGCUGCAGGAGCUGCGGCAGGGAGCAGUGGCGGCAGUGGCAGCCCAGCGGGAGGGCAGUAACGGGGAGUUGGGACGGUUAGCGGAGAAGAGCGCUAAAUACGGGAUAGUCCAAUAUGAGGGUGACUAUGGCAGUGGUGUAAUCGGCAGCGUCGAGGAGGACGUGGACGUGGAUAUCGUGCUGUUCCCCAGUGUAGCAGCCGCUGCUGCUGCUGAUACCCUUGCUACUACUGCUGCUACUGAAAGCGGCACCGGCACAUCCGCACAUGCUGCUGUCGCAGCAGCAGACGGAGGCGGCUCCGACGCUGAAGGAGGCCCCGUCCCCACCUCACCGCGUUCCUGCUUCGCCGCUGGCGACGGUGCCGCCACGGGCUCUACUGCCACCACUGCCGGCACACCGCCUGCCCCUGCUGCUGCCACCUCCACAGCGGCCCCAGGCGGCGGGGGAAGCAGCAGCGGGGUUGGAGGUGCGGCCAAAGCGGCAGCAACCGCCUCCUCAUGGUCAGGCCAGCCGCAGGUGGCGGCAGGAGCAGCAGCAGCAGCCGUGGGAGCACCCGUCCCGGUGUUCGGCGCAGGGGGGUCGUCGCUGGGGUCGCUAUCCGGCAGCGAGCUUGCGAUCCUGAUGGGGGAGCUGUGUCGGGAGGUGGACAUGGAGGUGGAGCUGCUGGUCCGUGUAGCUGGGUCCGUGGCUCUUGCAACCAGCGCGGAUGACCUGUACGUGUACGGCAGUAUGCUGAAGCUGCAGCCGUACAUGGACGAGCGGGUGCUGUCGGCAGCCUGGGCGCAACGCGACGUGUUGGCGCCGCCUGCGCAGCAGCAGCAGCAGGGGAAGGCGGGCCGCAGCGCUCGAUGAGAUGUAGGAGGUGAGGUAGCAAGGCCACAGCGGUCGUGACGUGUGAGUUGGUGUGAAGGACGUGGGAUGCAUGGACAAUGGGAGCUGUCGGGAGGAGGAACGUCAGGAUUGAGGUGUGUGUUUGCAAAUUUGACCGCUCCUGAGUGUAGCAUGAGCGGGGCUGGUGUGCGGCUGGAAGCGACGUGGUGACUUUAUGCGGAGUGAAGGUUGCUGCCAGGGAAGGUUGGCAUGGCGGGGAUGACAUGGAAGCCGUACAUGAACGGGAGUGUGCCCUCGUAUGGCCAUCAGGUGGGUUACUAUACGCUUUGGACGGCAUCCCUGCCGUACAUCCUCCUGAAGCGAUCUACGAGGGACACCGUUUCGUGAAUCACAACACCUUCCUACCCUGCGCUGCUGCUUUCUUAUAUCCGUGCUCCAACAGGGAGGCACCAUGCAUGCCAACCUAGAGCCCCAGUCAAGGAUGUAUAGGUUCUACCCCCCUUCGCCUGCAUCAUUCAUGAUUCACUUGCCCUUUCAGUCAUCCAUUAGCUGCGAGUGUGGACUGGCGCUGCUGCCCCGCACCUACUGACCCAUGGGUCACCCGCUUGAGCUUUUCCGCCCACUAGCGGUCACGUUGUCAUCAAUGCACUCUUUGACCCGCAAACUCCAUCAUUUGUGGGACAAACUCCAUUCACGCAGUUGCCGACGUGGUUGGCACGCGCGGUUUGCUAGAGUGGCUCGUGUGGGAGGUGUGCGAAGGGCGUGGAAACGGAUGAGAGAUUGCAGGGCUGAACUGGGGACAUGCGCGUUAGUGUCACAUGGGUGUGCUCGCCAGAUUGCAAAGCGACG
Astrephomene gubernaculifera is the source of this 2271-nucleotide messenger RNA. The record is from the annotation of a GenBank genome assembly. NCBI's taxonomy places the organism in Eukaryota, Viridiplantae, Chlorophyta, Chlorophyceae, Chlamydomonadales, Astrephomenaceae.